UAGCCUUCUUGAGUUGAGUGAGACUAAACUUCCAAGCACUAAGUUAACCAAAUGAAAUAUAGGGCAGUAACGACACAAUACCUCCACAUCGACACACACCACCUAAAUUAUCCAGGUGAGCUGCAAAUUUAAGUUAGCCUUCUGUACGCAUGCUCUGCAUGUUGACGCUUUCAUGUCUUGUGACUGUACGUGUGCUUGAACACAGUUGCCUCAGGUAUCAGCUGGAAUGGUGUUUAUAGGAAGCUGUUCGAAAUGUUGUGUGGAUCGGCGGUACAUGGCUUACAUGAAAUAGCGGGUGAAGUGGACUACAGUCGAAAGCUUAAUUUAGUGCCGGAAAAAGACUGGAAUGUUUCCGAGAUCGUGGAAAUCUUCAGGUUUGUGAUGAUAGAAGAGAAACGCUUUAUCAACAGAAGACCACAGAAACAUCUUCAUGUUUUGCUGAUUGCAUUUUAAGACAUCUUUUUGAUUAACAAAUAGAAUGACUUUGCGCAAGUGUUCUUUUUCAGGAGGACAGUUUUUGGAAGGUCCAUUACUGAAGGAUGUACUUUUAAUUACUGAACUUUUGGAACAGAUGCAUUGUUUUGUAUGGAUUACUGUUUUGUAUGCUAAGGAAACAAAUUAAAAAGAAAAACACCACUAAUUUCUCCAUGGACUUCAUGUGGUGUCAUGCCUUUACAUUGAGCCAGGAAUACAAGUCAUCAGAUAAAUAUGAGAACUAAACUUCUCAAGCAUUUUUUAGCUACGUGACUUGCUGGAAUAUGGAUCUCAAGGGUAACAAUGUAAUCACGUAAAAUUUGCCUUAUUUGAUUUUUAAACUUGUGAAGGCUGCCACGUCUGUAAUGGUGUCAUUGUGAUAAAAUGGCGUGGGUGAAGUUCUUCAGAAAACCAGGAGCUGGUCUGGGGAAGGGCUUUCAGCCCGGAAGCAUGCUUUCUCUUGCUCCGACUAAAGGCUUAUUAAAUGAACCCGGACAGAACAGUUGCUUCCUGAACAGUGCUGUACAGGUAUUGUGGCAGCUAGAUAUUUUCAGACGCAGCCUUAGGGAAUUGCCUGGACACAUUUGCUUGGGAGAUGCUUGCAUAUUUUGUGCAUUAAAGAGUAUUUUUGGAGAAUUCCAACAAAGCAGAGAGAAGGCGCUACCAUCUGAUGCUUUGCGUAAUGCCAUGGCUGAAACUUUUAAAGAAGAACAUCGAUUCCAGUUAGGGUUUAUGGAUGAUGCAGCAGAAUUCUUUGAAAAUAUUCUUGAAAGAAUCCAUUUCCAUAUUGUGCCAUCCAAUGAAAGAGAGACUUGCACUUCAAAGUCAUGCAUCACACACCAGAAGUUUGCGAUGACCCUUUAUGAACAAUGUGUGUGCAGCAACUGUGGGGCAACAUCCGAUCCAUUACCAUUCAUAGAAUUUGUUCACUAUGUCUCAACUACAGCUCUUUGUGACCAGGUUGAAAGAAUGACAGAGAGACAAGAACGACUUAGGCCAGAUAAAUUUGCUGAACUUCUGCAGGCAGCAAGUACAGCUGAUGACUUCAGGAAGUGCCCAGGUAACUGUGGACAUAUGAUAAAAAUCAGACGUGUCUUAAUGAAUUGUCCUGAGAUUGUCACCAUUGGUCUGGUGUGGGACUCUGAACAUUCUGAUCUUAAAGAAGAAGUAAUGCGGUGCCUUGGUUCACAGUUCUACCUUCCUGGGCUGUUCUACAGGGUGAUAGACGAGAAAGCCAAGCAUAGUGAAUUAUUGCUCCUUGUUGGUAUGAUCUGUUACACAAGUAAACAUUAUUGUGCCUUUGGCUAUCACACCAAAACGUCAAAGUGGAUUCUGUUUGAUGAUGCCAAUGUGAAAGAGAUUGGGUCCAGAUGGAAGGAUGUAGUGACUAAGUGCUGUCGAAAUAGUUUACAACCACUCUUGCUGUUUUUUGCCAACCCAAGUGGCAAACCUGUGUCCACUGAGGAUGCCUGUACUGAAACCAUCUAUUGUUCAUCAGAUGGAACACCGCAACUAAAUGAGCAGCAGCUAGUGAGAGAGCCGACGGUCCCCAAAAAGGCAGAUUAUCCAAAGGACAGUGGAAACAGAGAACAUAUAAACCAAACCAGUAACUCCAGAAUACCACUACCCUUUGUAACUUCUGCAGAGAAUGCAUUCAUAAGAGGAAAUAUGCAUGGUAGCGGUGGCAAAGGACCAGCUUCCUUGGUUAAGGUACUUCCCAAUGAACAAAGGAAUAGAAUCAGAGACAUAAACACAGAGCUGAAUAUGAGACUAGGUGAUGCAAAAAAUCCAUCAUACUCCCAGAGGAAGGAAGCUGAAAGAGGGUUACCAUCAAGAAAGCAAGAGGCUGGACGACCAAGAGUGGAUGAUAAACGGUCCCAUUUGAAUCGCUCUGAAGAAAAUGUUUUUCGGCUACAUCAAGAUCCUCGUGUGUUUAGCAGUCAAGGAAAAGGACCACUGAAACAUGAAAAGCAUGUUCACCACACCCUGUCACUUCAUGUAAACCGUCGAAAUCGACCACUAGUUGUUCCUGUCACUGAAUUGUCACAUAAAGCAACAAAUACUACAUCACAGGGUUAUGAAACAGAUGACAGUCAAAGCUCCAGGGACAGGGGAAAUGUCCGAAAUAGGAAUAAAGGAUGGAAGCCUAAGCGGGAGAUACUAAAUGUGGAUAGUGUUUUUCAUGGGAAUGAAAAGGACCAAAACAGUUCUAGAGACAAAACCAGUAGUGUGGGAAGGACACAGGUUAGUAAACAGUCUAUUUUCGACCCAAAAGAUGAUCAAAACAGAAAUGCCUUAGCAAUUAUACAUGAGGAAGAUUCAAAGCAAGACAUGGGAAGCAGAAUCUCACUGGAAUCUGAUGGGAAAGGAAAUUCGGAAAAGGAGAGGACUAAAGGAGUUCCAAACUUAAAGGUACGAAAUGAGAGCUGGCAGAUGCAGAGAACCGAGUCAGGUUAUGAAAGUAGUGACCAUAUCAGUAAUGGAUCCAUGAACCUUGAUUCUCCUGUCCUUGAUGGAACAAAUACACAACAGAGCAGAAUGUGUCCUGAAAUGGAUACUAAUAGUUCACAUGUUCCAGCUGGAAAAUUGCUAGGUGGCUGUGGUCACUUCAUAUCCCAGGAAUGCAAGACCAGUUUUGAAGGAAUUACACAGCCUGUGCUUGGCUUGGAAAGAGAUCGAAAAUUUCAAGAUCCCAAGUCGACAGAAUCAAAUCUGCACAAAAACAACUUUCUGCCACAAAGAAAGCAGCAAAUGCCACUGUCAUUUCAACCACAGCAUUCAACAGGCCAGCAGCCUACAGUAAAUGAUCAUUUUAAACAAGAUUCAUGGGCUCAGCAUGAUGAUACCAGGCAUGUUUCUCAUCCUUUAAAAGCAAAGGACUUGGAUUAUCCAAAACUGGAUGGUAGACUAGCUGGUGCAAUAUCUGGAGGCAGUGGUGGACCUCUUCCUGCUCAUUACAGUGGAAAUUCUGAAGGCCAUAACUUAGGUUUAAAUUUUAGUCCAACUGCCUUAAAAGUUCAUAGCACUUUUUCAAGAGCCACAUCAUCUAAGCCAGAAUUUGUAAACAUUGUGGCAUCUGCCUCUGUGUCUGAGUGGUCCACUCCUGGUCACUUCCUGUUAGAAAAAACACCUGAAACAGAAUAUGGCAUAUCAGAACACACAUACCAAAAUAUGCCACCUCCUUUACCUCCCAAAAAAUACAGACAAGGCAUAGAAGUGGAUUUGAGAGAGAGCAGUCCUGUAAAUGACACAAGGCCAACAGGCAUUGCUUUUCAGGUGCCUUCUUCCUUUACAUCCAUUCACACUAAUGUGCAUCAAUCAAAACUGGAAGCAAGCCUGUUACAGCACACAACAAUGCUAAAGGACUCUACUGAAGAGAGAGAUGCUUCUGUUCCCAAAUUAGUAGCAGAGUUUAACUGUUCAGAUAAUGUGAACAUUACAAGUGCAGGGACAGCUGGAUUGUUUCCUGCAGCACCACGUGGUCGAACAGGAAUAUGCACUAGUUUUUCAGAAGCCACAGAAAAUAUAGCACCAACUACAUAUUUUUCAGUGGACAGUUGUAUGACUGAUACUUACAGAAUGAAGUACCAUGUACGCCCAAAAAUAUAUUUCAAGGACUCUGAUAGCCAGCAGAAAGAAAAGGAGCAUCAGCCAUUCUAUGAAAUGGAACAAAGUGCAUUCCCUGGCAGUCGAGAUGCACCAUUUGAAAGAUCCAAACCAUAUCCGGAUCCAGUUUUGAAUAUUAGCCUUUCCAGGAAGAAUGCCUUAAAAUUAAAAAGGAAUGAAAUGGCCUUCUAAUAGCAAGAAAUGCAUUUAGCUGCCGAACUGGAACCAGGAGUCAAGAUUAGUGAAUGGAAUCAUCACAGAAACAAAGAUGUGGACCAUCUCAAACACUCCUGCAGUUGAAUAAGAGUUGUACAGACGCUGGGAGGCAUUCAGUGCCAGAUAUGCUCUCAACAUGACAAACAAAGAAUUACAGUGAGACCUACUUUUGCUGCCAUUAUAUUUAGACAUAACUGAUUAAUUGGACACAUUCUUCUUGCGACGCAAGUGUAGGACUUCAGGCCUCAUUAAAUUACAGGAUGCAUUUUUGUACAACCGCAUUCAAUGACAAAAAAGUUGUGUAUAGAAAUGUAAUGUUAUUUUGUUAUAAACUCUUAACUCUGCUUUUUUCUGUUCUGAGCAUUAAAAGCCUAUAAAUUUAUGUAAACAGUUUUUCACUGUUCUUCCAUUAAAAUGUCAGAAAUGUAGUAUUUUUUUAUCAUACUUGUAACAUUGAUGGCUAAUAGCUAUUAAUAUGUUUCUGAGUUGUAUUAAUUUAAUGAGCUACUUUGUAAGAAUUUUCAUGGCAGUAGACUCUGCGUUUCCUUUUGUGGAACUAGUCUCUUACAGUCCCAUACAGAUCAGUAGAGGAUGUCACGGUCAUUUAUAAAAGCAUUUCUGAGGAUGCUAUAUCACGACAGUGAAACAUUCUUUACUUUCCAUUUGCUUUGUCACAAUUUUAAUUUUAAUAAAUAAAGCAGUAAAGUA
Protopterus annectens (West African lungfish) is the source of this 5004-nucleotide messenger RNA. It is a transcript of the gene USP53, whose product is annotated as ubiquitin specific peptidase 53. Gene Ontology annotation, biological process: sensory perception of sound; response to auditory stimulus; protein deubiquitination. The record is from RefSeq and is a predicted model, not a curated record. Gene Ontology annotation, cellular component: cell-cell junction. The coding region runs from base 859 to 4272 and encodes 1137 amino acids. The transcript is spliced from 18 exons. Gene Ontology annotation, molecular function: cysteine-type deubiquitinase activity. NCBI's taxonomy places the organism in Eukaryota, Metazoa, Chordata, Ceratodontiformes, Protopteridae.